This is a messenger RNA of Octopus sinensis (East Asian common octopus), 3280 nucleotides long. Its product is annotated as para-nitrobenzyl esterase. The transcript is spliced from 4 exons. The coding region runs from base 173 to 2068 and encodes 631 amino acids. The record is from RefSeq and is a predicted model, not a curated record. NCBI's taxonomy places the organism in Eukaryota, Metazoa, Mollusca, Cephalopoda, Octopoda, Octopodidae.
UGUGUGUGUGUGUGUGUGUGUGUGUGUGUGUGUGUGUGUUUGCUGUCUGAAGCUUAUAUUCAUACCUACCUAGUUUUGAACACACCUCAUUACAGUGGCAGCUGAAAUGACAUGCGUGGUUAUGUUACCUCAUGUCAAGUGUGUUGUUCACAUUUAGUUUAGCUGACCGAUAAUGGCGACCACCUCUCUGUGUAAACACAGUAUCUUCUGGAUAUGUUUUCUUACGUUUAGCGUCACUGCGACCGGUGCUGUUCGGGAAGAAACAAUUAAUGUGAAACAUGGAAUUUUAAAAGGAACUUAUGAUAACGAAACCGACGUAACAUCAUUUCUUGGCGUUCCUUAUGCCAAAGCGCCUACUCACCACCUACGAUUCGAACUGCCACAGUCUUAUUAUUGGAAUGGUACAUUAAAUGCAACAAACUUUUCUUCAAUAUGCAUGCAGGACAUAUCUUACCUAAAAGCUUGGAAGAAAUAUUUGGAAAAUCAAAGCAUGUCUGAAGACUGUCUGUAUUUAAAUAUUUAUGUUCCUGGAAAUAUGACAAAAAAUGCAACACAACAUAUUAUGGUCUGGAUUCACGGAGGGAACUUUGUGACAGGGUCAGCCUCGUUAUUUGACGGUACAAAAUUGGCCAAGAAGUGGGAUUCAAUACUCGUCACUGUUAACUAUCGCCUUGGACCUUUCGGAUUUCUUGGUUCAGGAGAUGAAGCCCUUCCAGGAAAUAUGGGUUUACAUGACCAACUGAUGGCUUUGAAGUGGAUCAAAGAGAACGCAAUUCCAUUCGGUGGUGAUGCACAAAAUAUUACACUAUUUGGGACAGAGAGUGUAUAUUUACUGAGUCUCAGUAACAAUCUCACUAAUGGCUUGUUUAACAGAGCAAUUGUGCAAAGCAGUUUAUGGCGUUCUUUCCCGAAACCAUGGCCGAUGUUUAAUAAACUAGCCGGUAGUACAUGUCCGCAUAAGCAUGAACAUCAUCACGAGAGCCAUGUCGAUGUUAAACGUAAACAGCUAACGUGUCUAAAGAACUUGACCAGUGAAUACUUUCUUAAUUAUACGUUGACCAAUCGAUUGGAACUCUUCAGCCCGACCAUUGAUAAUAUCUUUCUAAAUGAUUCAGUAUUUCUUGCCAUUCCACAAAAAGACAUAGAUUUCAUAUUUGGUGUACCUCAAUUCAAGGAAUCAGAUUUCGAAGUGUUCCCAACCAACACAAGAAAGGGUUUUGAAAACACACUUGGGAGAACAUUUUCCAACAUAUCAAUUCUAGCGAUAAAAUCUCAAUAUUUGAAACUGGACAAUGAAAUGAAAAAAGUCUUCAGUAAUGCUUAUAAUGGUCACUUGGCAUACACAACUCAAACCAUUGCAGACAAAACAUCAAAAGACAGUCCUACCUACGUAUAUUCGUAUUCUGUACAAAUUCCUGAUAUUUCAUCAGAAAGUUCCUAUGGAGAUGAAUUUCGGUUCCUGUUUGGGUCGACGACAACGACGGAUGAAGAAAUUAUUGCCGAUUUAAUGAUCGAUGCAUGGAGUCACUUUGCUCACACAGGGGUUCCACAACUUCCAAACAACAUUAAGUGGCCUGUUUAUGAGGAGGAGAACCGAAGCUACGUGGAACUUCGUCCAAAUAUUACAGAAGAGAAUGUCAAAACACGUCUGAAAGAAAGUGACUGGAUAUUUUGGAAUGAUUUAAUAGCAAAUUUAGAAAAGCUCAGUGACCCUUCAAAGCCAACGACUGAGGCACCAAUGAAGCAUACAACAAUGGGUCACAUGGAAAUGAAAUCAGAGCCAAUUGCCUGGGGAAUGGAAGAUAAAAUGGUCCACGACUUACUGAUGGGACUCGUGAUUGUCUCCGUAUUCCUGUUCGUCAUCUGCGUCACUCUCAUCCUAAUAUUAUAUAAACUGAGAUCACUGAAGAGAAAAAACCAACCCUGCAACACUGUAAACACGCCUGGCACCAAAUCUGCUGUUACCUACAGUUCUAGAGCCAAACUAAAUGAGGCAUUUCUCCCAGAGUCUAACAGUGCCGGAAAUAUAGCCGCACAAAAUAAUCCUGAAACAAUCACUAAAUUUUAGGGUGGUUUUUCUACCCGACAUUCAUAUCAUGCUUUACACGAAACUUUUUCAACUUUAAUAAUUCUUAACAAUCAUUGUAUUGUAUUUUUAUAUUCACCCUUAAUUCAACUUUACCUUUCACCAUUUCGGGGCGAUGAAAUAAACUACCAAUUAAGUACUGAUAUCCAUGUAAUCUAGUGGCCCUUUCCUCCUAAUGAUCCUGCCUUGGGCUUCAAUCAGAAAUAUUUUGAAGACGGCGAAAAAAUUCCUAGAGUCGAUGUGAUCGAAUAGUUCCCGGCCCAACAAUGUCUACAUAAUUUGAGGCCUUGUGCUUGUAUUAGAAAGCGUCGUGAAAGCAGCCAGCCGGAGGAGCUGGUACAAUGCAUAGCGGCAUUUCAUCCGGGAUUUUACGUUCUGAAUUUAAACUCUAUGUACGUCGACUUUGCCUUUCAUCUUUCCGGGGUCGAUAAAAUAAGUAUCACCUUAGAAUGGGGUCGACGUAAUCAACCACCCCGCUCCCCCAAACUUUCAGUCCUCGUACCUAUGGUAGAAAAGAUUCUUCUACUUAUUAUUAUUAUUGCCUUUGCACAGCUUCUAGCGCUGGAGAUGUACCUGGGUGCCAGCUGUUCACUAGCAGUGAACUAAGGUAACACCCCUUAUUUUUCGAUCACCUUCCCGAAUAUUCGAGUGGUUCAAAGCAGUGCUGUUUUCUGCAAGCGCUCCACCUUUAUUGCAGCACUUAUUUGUUCCAUGUACUUACCAAGGUUUUUACUCACUGUUCCCAGGGCUCCGACAAUUAUUGGUACUACUACCAACUUUUUCAUCGACCACAACUGCUUAACCUCCUUAUUAUUAUUAUCCACUUAUUUCAAUUUUGUUUCCAUUUCUUGCCGAGUAUCUUCUCGACACCUAGUGCAAAAAAACUCGCUGUAUGCAUUGGGAGAUCAUUAAAAUAAACACACCAGAUUCUUCAUUUACAAAGUCAAGUAACAGAAAAAGGGGAAGAAUCACCAAGCAAACAAAGAAGAAAGAAGAAAAAAGUUAAAGACUGGAAAAUGUGAGAAAAUAAUUAAAAUAAAACAAGAUCACUCGGAGAGCGCAAGCCUUCACCAAGGCAACACCAACGUCCUCUCAAUGAUUAGCCAGAGAUGAUUUUUAAAAUGAGACUAUCUGAAAUAAACUCGACUGCUCUGAUAAACGAGAAUACUAAAAAUGAAUCUGAUCGAUCUCAAA